Molecule: messenger RNA, 2097 nt
Organism: Brienomyrus brachyistius
Lineage: Eukaryota; Metazoa; Chordata; Actinopteri; Osteoglossiformes; Mormyridae
Gene: fam222aa
Product: family with sequence similarity 222 member Aa
Exons: 2
Coding region: 54-1565 (503 amino acids)
Source: RefSeq, a predicted model, not a curated record
GGACGUAGCUGCCACCAGCUGUAGAAGCCCCCCGGCCAGCCCCCCGGCCCGUCAUGUUGGCCUGUCUGCAGAGGAGGCAGAACCCCCCAGCUCAGCACUUGGUGUGUUCCGCCAAGGCCCUGGAAGCACCACACUCCACCAACCGGAAAUGUGACCCGGCCGCCCCUACGCACCCCACGCGGUACCCCACCGCGGCCGAGCUGGACGCCUACGCCCAAAAGACGGCCGGCAGCCCGCUCUCCAUCAAGAUCUUCCCCAGCAACAUCCGGGUCCCUCAGCACAAGCACCUUAACCGCACCGUCAAUGGCCUGGACACCACGGGCCAGCGCUACAGCCCAUACCCACACUUCCACACGGCCGGCUAUCAGGGCUUGCUGGCCAUCGUCAAGGCAUCACCGGGGCCCAGUGCUAAGGGUGUCCUCAAGAGUGCCGAGGGCAGACGGACUAAGCUGUCACCGGCCCAGGUGGCCGCGGCCCCCUAUCCUCCCCCCACGCCCGCCGGCCUCAGCCUCGGCCACGGAGCUACAGCCUAUCGCGCGGCUUCUGCCAAGCUCCCCCCCACGGAGGCACCAGGGAUGGCGGCGCCCCCCCCCAACGUGACGGUGGCAGCUUCUGUGAUCCCCCUGGGCGGGGGCCGCGGCCUCUCCCUGCCACCGCAGUCCAACCUGCCCUCCAUCCAGAGCAUCAUCUACCAGAUCAACCAGCACUGCCAGGCGCAGGCGCUGCAGCAGGUCUGCCAGGGGGUGGUGGUGGCCCCCACCCCCUCCAACGCCAGCCCCUCCAAGCAGGCCACCUCCUCUUGCUCCUCGGGUGGGGGUUUCGCGGCCAGCCUGGUGGCCCAAAGCGGGCUGGCGUACAGUGGCGCGGAGGUGGUCAAGGCAGGGGCUUAUGGGGACAGCGUGGACUACAUCCUAUGGCAGCAGCAGCAGAAGCAGCAGCAGCAGCAGCAGCAGGCCACCCUACGCAUGUACAGUGGUGGGAGCGGAGGAGGCGGAGCCCUCAGCAAGUCCCCGGAGGCGUGUCUCCCUGGAGGCGGGGCUAUGGGUGUGGCCUCUGCAUCCAGGCCCUACCCACUUCCGGCUAGCAUCAGCGGGGGCGGAGGCUUGGAUAGGCUGGGCUCCUCACCCUUGAACUGUGCCGCCAUGCAUGGCAACUUCUCUGUUGGCCAGUACUUCGCCCCGCCCUGGAACAGCGUGCUGGCGACACCGGACAGCGACUGCUACAACCCCCAGGAGCUGCCGCCCCCCCAGCCGCAUCCUCACGUGGCCCACGGCCACCUCCACCCGCACACGCACCUUCACCACCAACAGCACCAACACCAUCAUCACCCCCACGCGGCCACGGACAGCGGUGGGGGCAGCGGCCUGUGCUGUGGCCUGCCCAGCAGGAGUCUGUGCAGUGCCUCCACUCUGAGCAGCAGCCUGCAGUCGCUGGAGUACCUGAUCAAUGACAUCCACCCGCCCUGCAUCAAGGAGCAGAUGCUGGGGAAGGGCUAUGAGACCGUGUCCGUGCCGCGGCUCCUCGACCACCAGCACGCCCACAUCCGCCUCCCCGUCUACAGAUAAGGAGCCAGCGGAAGUAGGGGGGGGUGCAUGUGGAAGAAGGGGGGCCCUCGAGUGUGAAAAAGCAUAGCUUGCUUGUCAUGGAUGGUGUCGCUUUGAAAGGGGCACAGGAUCGAUCAUAUUGGGCUCAUGGACUGGAAGGACCCUGCUGUUUGUGUCAAGGGUGGGGAAAAGGGGUGGGGAAAGGGGGAUGGAUCUACUGAGAAGAGCGCCUCCUGCUGGAAUUUCUGUAGUGUAGUUUGCCAACAGGGAUUUUGUGUGUGUGUGUGUGUGAGAGAGAGAAACGGUUUCCUGCUUUUUUCCUAUUUCUUUAUUUUUUUUUUUAACUUCCUUCGGGACAAUAUUCAAGGCUUGACAUGACAUGCACACAAGCUCCAGGUGCCCCCUGACCCCCCGAACACACAGAGCAGACCUGGCCCAGUUCGAGGGAUCCUUCCUAGGAGCAGUCAGGGCUUGCUGGUUAACUCCAAAAUGAACACACAUGAACACAAGUGAACAGACGCAAAAAAAAAAAAAACAAACUUAAAAACAAACA